This is a messenger RNA of Alternaria infectoria, 1368 nucleotides long. RefSeq lists its product as uncharacterized. Bases 1 to 1368 code for a protein of 455 amino acids. The transcript has 4 exons. Gene Ontology annotation, biological process: transcription elongation by RNA polymerase I; RNA polymerase I preinitiation complex assembly; nucleolar large rRNA transcription by RNA polymerase I. The record is from RefSeq and is a predicted model, not a curated record. Gene Ontology annotation, molecular function: DNA binding. Lineage: Eukaryota; Fungi; Ascomycota; Dothideomycetes; Pleosporales; Pleosporaceae. Gene Ontology annotation, cellular component: RNA polymerase I complex.
AUGCUGCCAUAUCGGAACCGCAACGCCGACAUGAGUGAAAAGAAGAGAAAGAGACAGGAGCAGAAUGGCGAACGGCCAAAGAAGAAGACGGCCGUUGCGCCGACCGGAAAUGUCCGCGUCAAGAUGGUAGAGAAUAAAGAGACUCUGGGUCCGCUUCUAGCUGUCACACCCGGUCUCACCAUCCCAUCGAAGAUAUCCUUCAACCCGUACAAGCGCACCAAGAUCCGACCACAAGGCGAGGAAACCGAAAUGCUGUUCCAAUCAUCCGGCCACCCUCGUUUAGACUACAUCGCACAGGAAGAGCAUGAUGGAAGCGCCGAGAGCCAGCUACAAGACUACAUUGGCGUAUUCGACCCUGCGACAAGCAAGCUACAAAUCGUCCCAGUCAAGAGAGUUGUCGUACGAAGCACACUGCGAAGCGAAGCACAGGAAAUGCGCGAAGAGCAGGAGGCGUUGGAUGCAGCACAAAACACUGUCAUGGCAAAGAGAGCUGCUCUCGCGGCAGAGUUCGGAUCCAAGAAGUCAAGGAAGGCGCUUGAAGACCGGACGCUCAACGCGAUCAAGAGUGGAACUGGUGUCGAGGACGCGGCCAGGACCGACGCAGUUGCCGAGAACGUGCUGCAGCAAAUGGCUUCUGCGACAGCGGUCAUGCCAAACAAGGACGAUCUCGCAGCAGCCGUGGACAGUUCCAAGCCUCGCCCGACACCCAACCUUGCAGCCGAAUACCCAGCCGAUGUUUACCCUACGGAUGUUGUGAUUGGAAGCGAUCUCAUGACCAUGCUGGAUGUCCAGGACUGGGUUCAAAAAUCAUCAGUCGGCGAAGGAGUCAGCGUGGCCAGCAAAUACGUUGCUAAGCGCAUCGUAAAGCUCGCCAAGAACAAACAGAUACAGAAGCUGAAGGCCCUGCGAUUCAUACUGCUUUGCAUCAACUUCAACUCGGCGUUGAUUGGAGGAGGUGGACCUCGGCCGAAGAAGAUUCCCAUGAAAGGGAAGUUGGAGGAAGCGAUGGGUGAGGACACGCCUGCGGGUCAACUCAUGGCCAUCAGGAGGAAGUUUGCUCCCGAGGGUUCCUUUGAGAUGUCUCGCUGGCACGUCGAUAACCUCAUGACCCAUAUUGCAGCGGCAGCACUCACAGUCGACGACUACGAAGUCGACGUGAACGACCUGCGAGAAGAUCUAAAGCUCGAGAACAAGGAGAUCAAGCAAUACUUCGCCGAACUCGGAUGCAAGCUCAACGCCCCAACCCAGACCGACCUCACACGCAUGAAGCUCACCAAAGCCGAAACCGCCAACCACUUCAUCGCGAAGCUAAAGCUCCCACUGUCAUUCCCCAAAGUAGGCGGCGCACGAGCAAAGAGACGCACCUAG